AUGAAGCAGGAGAUGACGUCGGAUACUAACUUACUAGACCAAUGUGUCCCCGGUACCGCGCCCCCGGCAUCUUCGACUGCUUUCACGAGCGUACCGGCAUCGACAACCGUUCGAACCACGACCGUCACGGUGCGGACUACAUCUUCAUCCUCCCGCGUGACACCGUCGGCAACUAGCUCACCUGGGGGGCCGAAAUACUUCAUCACCUUCGGUGACUCGUACUCUCAAACGGGCUUCAACAUCAAUGGCACGAAGCCCAAUCCCCAGAACCCUCUCGGCAACCCCGACCUCCCGGGCUGGACGGCCUCUGGCGGUCUCGACUGGGUUGGCUUCAUGGUGACGCAGUUCAACGCGAGCCUGACGUACAGCUACAACCUUGCUUAUGGCGGCGCAACGACCGACGCUACUCUUAUUGCGCCGUACGCGAGCACUGUGUUGAGCUUCAUCGACCAGGUCACCGAGUUCUCGAGAAGCUUGGCCCCGAAGCCAUCUUGGGCGCCGUGGAAUGCCGACAACACGCUUGUCGGUGUAUGGAUGGGUGUCAACGACGUCGGUAACGCUUUUUGGUUGGGCAACCGUGAGACGCUCCUUGUUCAAGUGCUGGCCAAGUACUUUGAGCAGUUGCAGAUUCUGUACAACGCUGGAGUGAGGAAGUUUGUUCUCCUCGGAGUUCCUCCCACUCAGAAGACACCUCUAAUGCUUGCGAACGGCGCCGACUCUAAUGCACAGCUUGCGGCUGCGAUCAAGCAGUACAACGACCUCAUUGCCAGCAACCUUGCUGCGUUCAAGGCGAAGAACGCGGGCGUCACCUCGUGGAUUGUCGACACCACCGCUCCCUUCGACAAGGCCAUCAACAACCCGACUGCCUACGGCGCGCCGGACGCCACAUGCUUUAAUGCCAAUGGUCUUAGCUGCUUGUGGUUCAACGACUACCACCCCGGUGUGCAGAUCCAGAAGCUUGUUGCGCAGGCCGUUGCGCAAGCUGUUGGUGCGCCGUGGUUUACAGCAUGA
Colletotrichum truncatum is the source of this 1011-nucleotide messenger RNA. Its product is annotated as fungal cellulose binding domain-containing protein. Gene Ontology annotation, biological process: carbohydrate metabolic process. Lineage: Eukaryota; Fungi; Ascomycota; Sordariomycetes; Glomerellales; Glomerellaceae. Gene Ontology annotation, cellular component: extracellular region. The record is from RefSeq and is a predicted model, not a curated record. Gene Ontology annotation, molecular function: hydrolase activity, acting on ester bonds; cellulose binding.